GGGUCACAAAACAGUCAUGCAAUGCGCAAGAAAAUUACUUAAUACACAUCUUGCAAACAGCUAGCAACACGAAUGACGCUCUAGCCGCAGAAAACAAAGCCCAUUUACCGCUCAUAAGUGAGAGCGGGUUGUGUAAAGUAGUGUUCUACCCAGUCGCGCUGACCCCUAGCCACAAAGCUCUCGGUCAAGCGGCUGCAUAACUUGCUAGCCUCGACAUGGUGCUGUGCACAUCGGGUGCCCCACACAAGCAAGAUGGCCCAUGGGCGUGGCUGGUGUUGGCCUGUGUGUUUAUGACCGGGUGGCUGAGUGGGGGAGUUGGGUACAGUUUUGGUGUCUAUCUUCCUGUGCUUAUGGAGGAAUUCAAUGAAACAAGAGACAAGGCUGCGCUCGUCUGCUCACUCCAGUUUGCCACAUUUCUAUGCCUGAUUGCAGUAUCCAGCCAACUCUGCGAGCGCUAUGGAUGUCGGUUAAUCUGCGCCAUUGGUCACGUGAUCUCGGCUACGGGAUUUGUGUUGAGCUCGCUGCCUCGUAGCAUAAUCCCUUUGUACUUUUCGCACAGUCUCUUCACGGCGUUUGGAAGCAGCUGUAUCCAAGGGUCGGGAUACCUUAUCAUUGGCUUAUACUUCAAGAAGCACCGCUCCUUGGCUAUAGGUUUCGUAGCUAGCGCAGUGGGCGCUGGCGCAAUCUGUUGGGGACCCUUAGCACAGUUCUUACUCGGGUUCAUGAGCUGGAGGAACAUUUUCAGGCUGAUUGCGGGGUUGUACGUCGCACUUUGUUUUCUGACGAUCUUUUUUGAUCCUAAUGUGGAAAAAGAUGGGCAGGAGCGGGAACGAAAUGUGGAAGGUCGGAGUUUCUUUCGGAGUAUGUUCGAUUUAUCGAUAUGGCGAGGGCCGAUUUAUGCUACAGCUGUUCUUUCCAACAUGAUCGCGUCCUUUGGACAUCACACAGCAACAAUCCACGUGGUUAAGUUUGCCUUGGAAUUGGGUGUAAGUGCGAGCGAGGCCUCGUCGCUUUUUGUGUUUUUCGGUAGCACAUCAGUCAUCGCGCGGAUAGCGGUAGGUAAACUUUGCGACAUCAAGUGGAUCAAGCCGAUUUACUUGAACCAGGCAGCGGAGAUUACAAGUGGUGUAUCCACCAUACUCUUGACUCAAGCCCGUAGUUACCCAGGGCUUAUCGUAUUCUCCAUAUUCUACGGGAUAGCAGAUGGCACCUUCAGAACCACGCUGAAUGUGCUGUUAAUGAAUAGUGUUGGGCCCAAGCGAAUGGCGUCUGCUUUUGGCCAAGGGAACAUGAUGAUCUCGUUUUUCGCGGCGUCAGGUCCCGCGCUUGCUGGUCUGAUGGCUGAUCAUUUCGACUCAUACAUCCCAUCAUUCUACAUGGCCGGGAGCAUUACCAUAUUUGGAUCAUUUGUCUAUGCGGCAUUGCUAUGCGUACGACCAACCGCUGACCAGCCUGCAAAUGAAAUUGAGAUGGCACCAAAGGAAGACCACGUCUACUCAAACAGCAAUAACGCCUGCCAAACAGAGGAUACGCACUUGUAACCACAGGGGUGCAGCCGGGUAACCUUCACGUGACCAUCGGGUAACCUUAACGGGUAAUCUUAGGGUCGGACCAUUAGAAAAGUGAAGAAGACAAGGGGGCAAGAAACAAAUAAUAGCCAUACACGAUGAAAAGCCUGGAAAAGAAUGCAUGCAGUCCUAACCAGACAGAAAAAAUGCAAACAACGAUAAAAAAAAUUCAAGUACGUCUAUGAGACAAGAAAAAACACAUACACGACAAAAAUCUCCCCACCCCCACCCUCCCCCGCUUUUGUAAUGGUCCGCCGCUAAAGGUCUAUAGCAUAACAGUGGGAUUAUAUGAUAUGAAUCAGUUGUAGCCUUGAAAAGUCUCUGUAUGAUCAUCGAAAGAUACUCGAGGUCACCUUUCUUUCUAGCAGAAAUUUCGUGUUCUAACGCUACGUUGUGUAUCUCAUAAUGUAUUCCAUGUUCAUGGAAUACAUUAUUAAACUAUUACACUAUUUAAAUUUGUAAAAUUCUGGGUUGAAACAAUUCUGAUUUGAAGUUAAUGAUAAAUGGAAAUAUAUGAAAAUGGUACUUAAAAGAGCAAAUAUCUAAUAAGAAUUCAUUGUGAUUUCAACGAAAUAAAUUCAAUUACAUUGGUUGUUGUCAACAGCAAUUCUAACCCCUAAAACAUAGCAAAUUGGGUGUAAUCGAAGCAAUUUUGACAAACAGUCGGUCCACCGACCGCGCUCCUUGGACCGACCGUUUGUCAGAACCCUAUAAGAACGAUAAAUUUCGACUUUGCAGCGAAAAAUUGCAGGGUAUUUCUGGCCUUUUGGCCUUAUUCUUCUAUGGCAUAUAUGAUUCUGAAGGAAAAGGCUUUUUCUGCCGAAAAAGUUGCCUCGAAGAGUCGAAGGUGUGUUUGCCAGGGCGAGGUGCUUCCUACCCUGUUGUGUUUUAAGGUAAUGGUACCUAUUAUUGGACACUUUAGAUUUACGCUAGAAUAUCUCGCGUACAAAACACAAUUGAGUCUUAGAUUUUACAGCUAGAAAUCACUGACUAUUACACAUAAUAAUUCUCCAAUUUAACAAAAAUUCGAUGGUUAAUUUUGGGAGAAAACAAUCGUUCGUAAGACGUGUUGUGAAGCCUAUUAUCGGAUACCUAGCCCUAUUAUAGGACAGCAGAUUUCUUCUAAAAAAACAACAGGAAAAUCAUGCUUCAUUUUCAUUAAAAUACUGCAGACAAUAAUUGUUUAUAUAUGGACUUUGCAAAACUCACGAUAGUUUUUAGUUUGAGACUCUUUCUUCCCCGUAGCAAGUGAUUCAAAACACAUGUAUAGCGCGAGUGACAAACUGUACGGCGAAAUGUGAGAUUGCUCAUCGAUCGAUCAAAUUUACGUUGAAUCGUUCGAUGAUUGCUCGACUGUCCGAUAAUAGGGAACCGAGGUUAGGUACGGACAAUUCGAGCUAUCCCGAAGUGUCUACGGAAACAGAGGCCAAAUAGCAUCCUGGGAGAUCAACAACAAAAUGGCGGAUUCGCCGAGCGACUUUCAUCACGAUCGUUAAAUCUUGGACUUUUUUAUGGCUUCUUUUCGUCCUCGCGCAUUCAAGUCAAAGAGAGGAUUUCAAUCGCCAUUUUGCGGUGCGUGAGAGAAAAUUAUUUCUAGUUUUGCGAAACAAUAAACACUCGUAAAAAGCUUGAA
This is a messenger RNA of Nematostella vectensis (starlet sea anemone), 3201 nucleotides long. Its product is annotated as monocarboxylate transporter 3. The record is from RefSeq and is a predicted model, not a curated record. Gene Ontology annotation, molecular function: transmembrane transporter activity. NCBI's taxonomy places the organism in Eukaryota, Metazoa, Cnidaria, Anthozoa, Actiniaria, Edwardsiidae. The transcript has 5 exons. Gene Ontology annotation, biological process: transmembrane transport. Bases 216 to 1541 code for a protein of 441 amino acids.